GAUCACUUCCGCGGUUCGGCUGCAGGAGGUGGGUUCACCGGUGUCGUGAGUCCCGUCAGUCCCUCUCUCUCUGUUUGCUCUGCACGUCCAAAAGUCAUGGAUGAUCUAACCGGUGCGCAAACACGCAGGAUUCUCUCGGUAAGUCUGCCAAAUCGGUGCGACGGUGGCAAAACCUCUGCAGCUGUGGAGUGAUUCCAGCCGGGAGGAGAGAGGAAGUCUGACUGGCAGGUUUAACGGCAAGCUGAGCGAAGGGAGAACCUCCACGCUGUCAGAGUCCACUGUGGUUAGCCCCUCUGAUCUGGUGUCAAAAUGGCCUCAAGACAGGGAGACAUUCCAGCACUCGAGUCCGGCACUUCGUCCGCACUCUUCGGUGCCUUGUCGUCUCCCAUCGCAAUGGCCCGACGCAAUAUCAGCUACGAUGAGCACAUGGAUGGCCCCAUGCACUCACCCCCUCCAGACAUGACUGUCAACAUCUUGUGGAAAGACCCCGUCAUCCCGCAGCACAGGUUCAGGAACACUGCAGAGGAAGGUGAGAGCAGUGGGAAGCCGCUGACUUUUGAGGUACCAUCGCCAGCCAAGUCCCCAGUGCCUGUGGUGAAAGCCAAAGCCACCUCUUUAAUGAGUUCACUAAUGAUCAAGCAAACCCAAGAGAACAUCCAGAGGUUUGAACACCAGGCAGGGCUGACAGAUGCUGGAUAUUCUCCCCACAAGGGCCUCUCUGCAGAGGAGAUCCGCUUCCACCGACGAAAUGAUGGCACACUGCCAAAGUUGAGAAUGCCAAGCGGGGACUUCAAGGAGGACAGGCUUACAACAUCUGCACAAUCCACCCCAAGUGGCACCCCCUCUGUCACCCCCUCCGUUACCCCCAGUGUCACCCCCUGUGUUAGUCCCCACACAUCGCCGGCUCUCAGUCGCAGGAACUGGUUCCAGCUGAGUCCUGCACCUUUCCUUGCCGCCCCAGAACUCAACUGCCCCAAUCCCGGCACAGACAUGGGAGGAAAUGAGGGAGGAGGAGGAGAGAGGUGGAGCUUCUUUGGAACUCGAUCUGUGGUACAGAAGUCCCCCACUGAUCCUGGCUCUGAUACCAGCACAGGCUUCUCUCUGCAAUCCUACUUUGGCCUGCAGAAGUCCUCUACCAUGGACGGCACCAGCACCCAGGUGAACCUCAAGGUGGAGGACCCUUCCAACUUCAUGCCUCCCAAGAUUGAAAUCUCAGGCAUCGAAGCCAAGCGGGUACCCCCACGGCCACACAAACUUAAACCUCGGGACAUGAAUGUUUUAACACCCUCGGGCUUCUGACAUCUGACCAGCUGUGUGGUUGCUCCUGUGUGCCACAUCCUCAGUAGUUUCCAACCAUCUGGUUGCUCAUUCGCUUUCCUGCCUUCCUCUCUCCCCUCUGUCUCCUUGCAAAUUCACUGAGGCUGAGAGGAAUGUGGACUACCUACAGUAUUAGCUCACCAGCCCCAGAGACAUCACUGCACUGCUUGUCCUCCCAGUGGACAUAUCUGGAUCAAUUGCUGUCCUCUAUAACUCCACACCAUCACCUUCCUGUGUCUUCCAACUCACUGGUCCAAAUAAAAAGCAAAUGAAGUAAAUUCAUUUGUCACCCCUAAAGGUGGUACUGCUUUGUAUUAUUGUUGUCAUAAUGGGUGCAUUGACUUGCAACGCCUUUCUGUCCUUGUUCCAUUGUCAGUGAUGGCAUGAGAUUGAAGUUGAAAUACCUUGUCAGUCCUUUUCAAAAAUUGAUCACUUCAGCUUUGCCUCUCAAAUUAAAGCUGACUAGUUAUUUCAAUUCUAAAUCCUCAGAUGCCUGCCUCGUUUGUAUUUUCUUUUUUUCUUUCUUUCUUUCUUUUUUCUUUUUUUUUUUAAUAAGCUCACAGGUUUAUAGUUGUGUAGUGCUUUUCUCUGUCAGCAUGCAGAGUAUAGUGUGUAUGACUGAUUUUGUGCCUAAACUUUCAGCGUGCUUGCAUCUUGCAUUUUUGCCAUCUAAGUUUAGCUUUUGUUUUUUUUAUAAUGUGAGAGCAUCUUAUUUUCUUUAUGGUAGAGUAUGACUGCUGACCUGAAGUGAAUUUUUUUUUUUAUUAUUAUUUCAACUCAAGUAUUUUCAUAUUGUCCUGCUUUAAAUCAACAAUGUAUAUUCUAAAUACUGCAUAGUACAGUUUGUUGAGUUUAUCACAUUUUUAUAUAGGGCCAUAGUGAUGGUUCAAGAAGCUAUAAGAAUACAAAGCAUUGAAGUGGUCAUUUUCAAGUUUGGAUUUGUCUGUGUCUAAGAAUCCCUGCUGUUUUCUUUUAAAGUUGAUGAAUUCCAAGAAGUAAUUGCACAAGGGAGAUGGUCUCCCACUUACAUCUGUAAAUAAAUAUGAUCAUAACAAGCAAAA
Messenger RNA from Stegastes partitus (bicolor damselfish), 2378 nucleotides. RefSeq names its product putative monooxygenase p33MONOX. The record is from RefSeq and is a predicted model, not a curated record. Gene Ontology annotation, cellular component: cytoplasm. NCBI's taxonomy places the organism in Eukaryota, Metazoa, Chordata, Actinopteri, Pomacentridae. The transcript is spliced from 8 exons. The coding region runs from base 310 to 1299 and encodes 329 amino acids.